Molecule: messenger RNA, 418 nt
Organism: Paramecium pentaurelia
Lineage: Eukaryota; Ciliophora; Oligohymenophorea; Peniculida; Parameciidae
Source: the annotation of a GenBank genome assembly
AUGAAAAUCACUUAAUUCGUAAUUAAAUUUAAGAUUGCUUUACUAGGUAACAUUACUUCGACAUCAAGGUUUAAAGCACACUUCAGUUAAUUUAGAGAAAAUUAUCAAAUUUAAUUUUGAAGUUGAAAAUAAUAUAUGUUUAAAGGAAACAUUAAAUAUUAUUGAUAAUGAAUUAGUAUACGUACAAUAAAAAAUAAGAAAGUAAAAUUUAGAAAGCAAAAAUAGAUUAGAGUCUUCCAAAAUCCUUGCUAAUAAAUUAGAAAAUUAAAUUUCCUUUUGUUAUUAGCUGGAGAGAGCAUAGUACUAGCAAAGAAUAAUUGGCUAUUUCGAUGUUAAGGAAAAAACACAACUUAAAUAUGCUUUGUAUCAGACUGGUUUUCUGAAUUUUUUUGUAUAAGAUAAUUUAUAAUCAUUUUGA